This is a messenger RNA of Pocillopora verrucosa, 1273 nucleotides long. RefSeq names its product adenosine receptor A2a-like. Gene Ontology annotation, cellular component: plasma membrane. Gene Ontology annotation, biological process: G protein-coupled receptor signaling pathway. Gene Ontology annotation, molecular function: G protein-coupled receptor activity. NCBI's taxonomy places the organism in Eukaryota, Metazoa, Cnidaria, Anthozoa, Scleractinia, Pocilloporidae. The record is from RefSeq and is a predicted model, not a curated record.
AUGAAAUACUACAUGUUUUACGAAGGAUAUCUCCUGAAAGUUAGCCUUCCUCUCGCAGUGGUCUUUAUUGUGUUUGGUAUUUACACUGUUGUGGGAAAUGUGCUCGUCUGUUGCGUAUAUAUUAUUGACCCGUUCAAAAAUCUGCGGACCUUAUCGUUUUAUUACGUGGCAAAUUUAGCGUUUGCUGAUAUUUUAGUCGGUGUCGUUGUGGAACCUCUGAAUGUCUCUGUUUAUUGGACGGGGAGUGAGCCCGCCUUAUUUGCCUUCUAUAUCUUUGCAGUGCUGUCAUGUGUUAGCUCCAUUCUUAACAUCUCCGCUAUGAUGAUAGACCGUUACAUUGCUGUCAGCCAGGCGUUUCGCUAUCGUGUUUUGGUGACAGAGAAGCGAGUGCGUCUUUCCGUCGUCUUUUUGUGGCUUUAUUCGUUCCAUUUUUCGCUGUUAGCGCUGCUGGGCUGGCGUCAAGAAAGCUUUCAGAUUUAUUUGUACUGUUGUGGAGUUCUCCUGCCAUCUGCCAUAAUGCUCUCGUCCUAUUACGGUUUGAUUCGAAUUCUCAGGAAGAAAAAUGCCAAACUUCGAAGAUUUUCGUCUCGUUGUCAAAGAACUGCGCAGGCGAAAAAAAUGGUACAAAAGGAGCGCCGGGUUUCAACCACGGUCUUUGUUAUGUUGGUGGUUUUUCUCACUGCGUGGUUCCCAUUUGUAGUGAUAGAUUUCGUGCUUGUAUUUUGUGCGCAUUGUCGAUCACAAAAUCUUCUGUUAGCGAGGGACAUCACUUUAUCCCUGGGGUUUUUCUCCUCAGGAGUUAACCCCCUGCUGUAUGCUUGGAGAGUUCGCCAAUUUAAACAGGGACUGUUGAAGAUCAUGAAGUUCCGAAGAAGGGAUAGUAUCAACUUGAGGUCACAACGACGCCCGUCCAAGGUAGGGCCUUUUGUUUCAAACUUCUCACCGGCCGUGGUAGAGUUGAAUCCUUUAUCACCUCGCGACUUAGCGAAUGACGUUUCUUGAGAUCAAUGUCCGGCCGUUCAGUUUAUCAAAGAAACUGUGACAUUCACAAGGACAAGAAGUAUGUCAAAUUCGUAACAACAAUGAGCCAGAUGAAAUGCGUUGGUUAGAUGGCAUUAGAUGAAAGACGAAUUGACUAUGCUGCAAUAAGGAGAUCGAGGAUCGUCUCUUAAGAAGAUUAGUAAAAAAUAUUGUGUUUCCUAUAAGCUAGGCUCAUAUAGAGCUGCACAUUUUAAGUGUUAGACACCUGAGAAACCUAGGAAAGGUUUUAAGA